AGGACAGCUGUAUGUAUGAGUCUGAAUGUGAGUAUUUGCGCGUGUGAGUAGAUUGGGUGUUGAGGUCGUAGGUACAACUGUAAGCAAUUCCGAUCUCAAAUGUCUGUUUAAUGUGAGAAACAACAUGAAAAACACCUGUUAGAUCAUUACAAUGCGGACUGUCAUGCAUUUUUACUAUUACCAACAAGACAACGAAGUGAUACGUGUCAUGGAGACUUAUAACGGAUACUUUCCAAACACCAAAAGUUCCCACGCUGAGCGAUACUGUUUACUACACUAUUAUGCAUACAAUCCAAAUCAUACGUUUAUUGUCAUUCAUACUCUUAUUUUUAACCGAAUAUCUUUGCAAAGGUGUUCCUUGUGUCAAUUCAGAGCUUGGAAAUAUUGUAAUAAUGUGCUUAAGAGGAUAACAGGAUAACACAACAACCACAUUUUCAAUUGACAAUCAUUGCUUUAAAUGGAUGUGGUCGAUAGAUUUGUAUAGGUGGAGCAGUGUGAUGUUGUUCCCCUAGAUUAUGCACCAAAUUGCACACAAGGACCAAUUCAAAUAGGCCAGGUCAAGAGGGGAUGUUAAUAAUUUGAUAAUAAUAAUAAUUCAGUGUAUUUUUUUAAUUGAAUUACAGCUGCAUAGCUAAUGUUUUUCUUUGGUGUAAAAACACUUUUUCAUAUCAAUAUUGUACAUACAUGUGAUUGUAUAUUUUGGUUUGGUCCAUCGCAGGUUAUCUGUAUUUCCAUACCCCCUUAUUGUUCUCUUUUGCCUGACCUUCGGCUUGCAAGGUAUGUUGUCCUUGGCUCCGAAAUUGUUCAAUAUAAAACCGUGGUAAUGUUACACAAUGUACUGUUAUGCACCAUAAAUUUGUUACAAUGUGGAUAAUAUAAAGAUGUAUGUUAUCAAGGUUCACAAAGCUCGCUAACUAGGGUAUCUAUUGUAACUUGUGAGUACUUGGGACAGUGUUUGAGUGAGUGUCCAUGUGCUUGCGCAGGUGCCUGAGAGCUAGGACUGCGCCAAGGGUUAACAUAAUGUGUGUUGUCUCUUCGUGUGCAGGGCAAAUAAAAAAUAAUUCAACUAGCAGACCUCCAGUUGUGGCAGCGUCCUAAUUAAAAGUACACAAUGCAGAACGAACCACGCUACAUGGCAUAUAUAAACAAUGUAUUUAACUUGUAAACCAAGGCUGGAUUAGUUGGUCUAAACAACAUGCACCCCGAUAAUCGCGUCAUGAAUCGGGAUGGGCUCCUACAUCCUCAUAUACACAUUAUGACAUAAUAAAGAGUUUAAUCUUUCACGAAAUAAAGACAAAGAAGCAUACCCAUUUAUACAGGUUCUACACAUUCCAUUUCUCCAUGGCAAUAGAAUGUAAACAUUCUAUUUUGCGCCAAACAUCCCUACAACUCAAUUCUAAGUGCAGCAUAUUGGACGACUCCAGUCAUUGAUCAUUCGCGACUUUAAGUCAUUCCUGUUAUCUCUAGAGCAUCCCGUAUAUCUAUAGCAUUGCAUUUCUUCCUCAUCUUACCAUGGAUAGGGUUUGGUGCAUUCCGGAGUUCACUUAUGGUCCCACAAAGGUAAUCUUAGGAGAAAUUCAUUUUAGCAUACUGUAAAUGCCUGUGCAUAAUGUGCAUAACAAAGCAUCAUUAUUUUCAUGAUCUUCAAAGGAAUUCUGUAGAAGCAGUCUUUAUUUUCAGACUCUGCAGGCCUGCUGGGAGGAAACAUAUUACAAUAAACAGGUAAGAUUCAUCCCACAAAAACAUAAACAACAGAAAGAGAGUUGUAUUUCAAGACAGUUUAGAGAAGGUGGUCAUAAGAGUUCUUAAUAUCACUUGCAAAUUGUGAGGCAUGAGCAGUUGUGAAAUGUUGCGAGAGGCCCUUCUGAAAGCACAUGAUAUGGUAUUUCGUGGCACGGUCUCACACCUUACCUCAUCUUGCAGAAGAAGCUCAUGGUCCACUAUCUCCUGCUCCAGAGUCAAGGCCAGGUCCCGCCCCAUGUCACCACGGAGCACAUGAGCAACUGGCUGGUGUCUCAGGGCAAAAAAUCCCUUAGGGAGAGGGUGUGGAAGGAAACCCUGGAGGAGGGAAACGACCUCGCUCGGCUGGCCUGGGAAGUAAACACUUGCCUAAAAAUGAUGAACAUAGAGCACAAGGCUUUCUGCAAGCUCCGCCGCUCCAUGCACCCCACCUCGCCAGCUGACAUCGAUCCUAAGGUCCACAGCAUCGUGGAGAGAGCUGUGAGGAGCAUUCUGGGCGAGCAGUCCAAAGAGCCCAGUAGCAACCUGCUCAGCCCAUCUCAGGUGGUGGUGGAGGUGGUGCCCAGGCUCCUCCUGGCCCUGUGGCUUCAGCCAGAGGAAGGCCAUUCAGAGCACCCAAUCCUAAUAGGUGGGAUGGCCGUGGGCAUGGUGGCGGCCGUAGUGGAGAAGCUCUCCUGCAUGUUAAAGGACCCUUCCCCUCACAUCCCUUUCUCCCGGGCUGCUGCUUUUGACUCUGUGUGGUCGAUCCUCGGGAGAAUCAGUCAGUCCUUCUCCACCGAUGACCUGCAGAGCCCUUUUUAUACGAGCUCUGUUUGUGCCUUUGUGGCGGACGAGGUGCAGAGCUGCUUCCAGCCCCCUGCAGCCACCCUACCAGUCCCCCCUGUCCUCGCGGUGGCCGCUUCCACCACACUACCAGCUGACAUCCAAGCAGACCCGGCUUCUUCCCACUUCGAGGUUGUAGACAUCACCCCUAACACAGAGGCAUAUCAGGCUUCUUUCCACCUGGAGGUUGUGGACAUCACCCGUAAGACAGAGGCAGACCCGGCAUCUUCCCACCUGGAGGUUGGGGACAUCACCACUAACACAGAGGCAGACCCAGCAUCUUCCCACCUGGAGGUUGAGGACAUCACCACUAACACAGAGGGAGAUCAGGCUUCUUCCCACCUGGAGGUUGUGGACAUCACCAGUAACACAGAGGCAGAUCCGGCUUCUUCCCACCUGAAUGUUGUGGACAGAGCUUCUUCCCACCAUGGAGGCAGACCCGGCUUCUUCCCACCUGAGGUUGUGGACAUCACCCGUAAGACAGAGGCAGAUCCGGCUUCUUCGCACCUGAAUGUUGUGGACAUCACCAGUAACACAGAGGCAGACCCAGGUUCUUCCCACCUGAAUGUUGUGGACAUAACCCCUAAUACAGAGGCAGAGCCCAUCUCUUCCCUCUUGGAGGUUGUGGACGUCACACCUGAAGAAAGGACUCUCACGAUGGCCGUCUCCGCCACUCUGCCAGCUGACAUCCAAGCAGGUGAGUAA
Oncorhynchus tshawytscha (Chinook salmon) is the source of this 3267-nucleotide messenger RNA. RefSeq lists its product as uncharacterized. The transcript has 6 exons. NCBI's taxonomy places the organism in Eukaryota, Metazoa, Chordata, Actinopteri, Salmoniformes, Salmonidae. Bases 1933 to 3267 code for a protein of 444 amino acids. The record is from RefSeq and is a predicted model, not a curated record.